AAAUAAUAGAAAAGAUACUAGGAUUAGGCGCAUUGUUUUGCUUUGCUGGGCUCGCGACACUGCAGGCUUAUUCAUCCAACCCAACUGAAGUGUCUAGUCCCUCCACCAAAACUGCCCCCCCACCGCCCACAUCCACAUCCGCACCUAAUCCAACCACUCGUUCAACUCCUCAUACCUACCUUACCUCAACCUCACCUCUCCUCCCGACCUCGCAAGACUUUGCUUGCUCCCGCUACCAGAGGCGACGGCCCGCGCCUUGUUCCCCUUCGAACACGGCCGUUGGCUUUCCGCGCUUUAAUCACUGUUCAAGCUGGUCUGCAACGGCCAGCCUCUGGACCCCGCCGUUCGUCUCGUUACUCCAUGGGCGGCCGCUCGCCUCGAUCAAUUGAACAAUGGGAAAUGCUUGCCAGAGUCAAGUAGGUGCUGUUUUUACGUCGUAAACACAGCCAAGCGGGCUGCACUACCUUCAACACUAUAUAACUGACCAUGGCGACUUCGCGAUAUCAAACGGCCGAUCUACGACGCCAAGUUGGGUCCCCGAGACCCAAAGGACGCGGUUCGUUUGCCCUUCCACCCAUCCCACGAUAUCGACACACCCCGCCACCAUCAAAUCAACUCCAACAUGAACGCUGACCUGCGCUCUCCAGAGAAUAAAGAUACACUAUGCCGAAACGUACUUAUAUAUGGCCAUUGCCGAUACGAGGACCAAGGCUGCGCCUUUAGUCACGACCAGAACAAAAACAACUCCAAUUCAGACUUGUAGGUUACUCAAACUUUUGUUUUAUUUGUUUGUUGUUUUCGGGAUGGAUGGACCCGACCCGUGAUGCGACAGUUCGCAGUACCCAAAUUUAAUCCGACUUCGCUUGGCUUAUAAAGUUAGACACUUCAGCCAUGAAAGCCUCGCGCUGUCGGUUCAUGGUGGGUUUGUUAAUGAGGCUUGUAAGUGAUCAUUGUAUACCUUGCAGUGGUUACAUACUUUUUCUCUGUAGACAGGAGGCUUCAAUGCUGCAGCAGGAAGGACCGUAUGUCGCAUGACCUCUCCGCUCAUCGGCCGAUACUCCCUCAUCACUAAUGACUUGCCAACUUAACUUUACUUUACUUCAACUCUUCAAAAGCACAACGCCCCCAUGUACCAGCAGCCCUGGUGCUGUAUCACUACUUCAGGCAUAUAAUAUUCCCACACUGUUUAUUACUCAAGUUGACUCUUGCGAGCUGCUACUCCAUAUUCAGCAACUCACACUACGAUUUCGACCCUUCAACAUGGCCAUGGCUAAUGACGUUGAACCCAGAUCCAAGAAAGCACUCAAUGUUGAAUCGCCAUCUUUCACGCCCGCUAGCGUUGGAAUUAAUAAAAAGGCCACCUUCUCUUCACAGGCUGCCAGCGCUCCAGCUUUUACACCACGUGGUUUGGGCUCCGCUACCCCGGUUGGGCCCCAGGACAGCGACGGCAGCGUCUUCAAUCCUGCUACUGUCCGCGAAUUUACCCCUAACUUUGACGUGAACAGCACGGUAUGAUCCGUCACUGCCGAUAUCGAGACUCUCCGCUAAUUACCGAGAUAGACCACUUCCGCAAAUGGUUCUGGUCAAGAUGGCGGGAUCUCCUAUGACCCCUUCACUGUGCCUACUAUGAAUCAAGGCAUCACUACUCCUCAGUACAACCCUUAUGCUGAAGAUCCAGGAGCUCUCGGUGGCCAUGGGCCAGGGUACUUCCCAGCACAAAAUGCAUUUGCUGCUCCUGUUCAACCUCUGGUACAUCACUUAUACUUCCCCUCUGGGCAACGUCGAGAUGAUUUGAUGCCAUAUCAUCGCGUUUCUCACGACUUUUUCAUCUCUGAGAAAGAUCGGGUUGAGAUUGUCAAUAAGCUUGAAGCGACUGGCCAAGUUCUCCCAAACUCGCAGUUACCGCAACUCGACAAUUACCACAACUUGGUGCCCUUGGAUACAACCCAUCGGAAGAAUGCUAAUAUCUUUGGCUAUCCGAGCUGGGUCUAUAAAGCUACACAAACCAAGUCAGGCCACACUUAUUGUCUCAGGCGAUUAGAAGGCUACAGACUCACCAACGAGAAUGCCAUCAGGCUUGUCAAAGAGUGGCGGCGCAUCAACAAUGGCAGCGUGGUUUCUAUCAUCGAUGCGUUUACCACCCGCGCUUUCGGGGACAGCUCACUCAUCUUUGUACAAAACUAUUUCCCCCUCUCCAAAACACUAGUUGAGGCUCACUUGACCCCAAGCAGUACCCAUGGUACACGUUUCCAAGCUAAAACACCCAUUGCUGAGAACGUCCUGUGGGGUUACAUCUCACAGAUUGCCAAUGCGCUCCAGGCCAUCCAUUCAGUCAAUUUGGCAGCACGAUGUAUUGAUCCUAGCAAGAUCAUUCUUACAGACAAGGGCCGCAUCCGUCUCAGCGCAUGCUCUAUCUUGGAUGUCGUUCAAUACGAUGCUCAUCGAUCCAUUCAGGAGCUUCAGCAAGAAGACUUCAUUCAAUUUGGCCGGCUAUUGCUCUGUCUGACGACUAACACUCUGCCAGUCCAUCUCACUAAUUUUAACAUAUCUUUGGAACAAUUGUCGAGGGUGUAUUCAGUCGAACUGAGGGAUACUGUGCUGUGGCUCCUCACCCCUCAGCAACCACCCGCUCAGAAAGGCAUAGACGAGUUCGUACGCGGAAUUGCUGGUCGUAUCACAUCCACGUUUGACCAAAUUCUUCAAGCCAAUGACAAGGCCCGCGCCGACGUCAUGCGGGAGGUGGAGAACGGUAGGACAGCCAGACUGUUGAUGAAACUCGAAACCAUCAACGAGCGAUAUGACUUCAACGGGGAUCAGAAUUGGUCUGAAAAUGGUGAGCGGUAUAUGCUCAAACUCUUCAGAGAUUAUGUUUUUCAUCAAGUGGAUGGCAACGGUAAUCCAGUUCUGGAUAUGGGACACAUGCUUCGUUGCCUGAGCAAACUAGAUGUUGGGACGGAGGAGAGGGUUUGUCUCACCAGCCGAGACGAACAGACCAGCUUCCUCGUCAGCUACAAGGAGCUUAAAAAGAUGCUGGCGAAUUCCUUCGGAGAACUUGUCAAGGCGAGUAAAUCAGGUCGAAGCUUCUAGUCCCAGCAGGAACAACACCUAGCUCGUGGCAAGUUUCAGUGAAUCGCGGUACAAAGCCUCAAUACCCAUGAGGACAUUAGAAAGGGUCAGACCGAGGGUGGGGGGCUAGAUUUGAUGGUAGAUUGGUGGGUAUUGGUCCUAGCCAGUCUCGUGCAACUUCUAUUCCCACGAGGCCAAAGUCCCACAAGGCAACAGAAUAUCUUCCAUGGAAACAAACACAUCAGGAGGAAACAAGGUCUCGAAGCGAAUCAGACUCGUCACUAGAGGUUCCCAGCGAGUUAUGCUAGGGCUUCGAGAGGAGACUAAUGUGCAACGCACAGGCAGGCCCCAAGCAAGCCUCCGUCAUUGCCUGAGGAUAGAUGAAACGACGAGUUACAGGAAGGACCGAGUCCUCAGAAUGACAGGGGCAUCCCGACUAUCGAAAAGGAACAGAAGAAGAAGAGGGCCAGAAAACAAAGAGCACCAAUUUUUGAGAACAGAGUCUCGUACAAUCACGACACCUUGGGUACUUAUAAGGGCAUCGCCUUGGAUCAGUCAGGCAAUCAGAACUGGCAAAAUCGCCAGAAGGUUUCUAGCCACGCGUCAUAUGAUGCGAUGGGGGUUGAGACAUUGGAGGCAAUCUACAGAUUCAUGAUGGUCUGCCAUGGCUGAUGAUGUUUAGACUGUGUGUGUGUGUAUAUGGCAGAGGUUAGUGGUGAUUCCGAAACAGAGAGAGACGAUAUAGUGAGACAGAAGUAGGGUAUUUGCCUUUUCAAUAUGAUAUAUUGCCUUCAUUCAUUACAAUAUUCUAUGAAGUGGCGGCUAACGUGACAAAUUCACUGUUGGAGCCAAGGACUUUCGUAAGAU
Molecule: messenger RNA, 3933 nt
Organism: Fusarium verticillioides 7600
Lineage: Eukaryota; Fungi; Ascomycota; Sordariomycetes; Hypocreales; Nectriaceae
Exons: 3
Coding region: 1627-3087 (486 amino acids)
Biological process (GO): nuclear-transcribed mRNA poly(A) tail shortening; mRNA processing
Cellular component (GO): PAN complex; P-body
Molecular function (GO): metal ion binding; poly(A) binding
Source: RefSeq, a predicted model, not a curated record